GCGGCGAGCGCACGUCUCUGUAUAAAGCUGUAUGGCUGAUAACACGAUCGCGAAAAAACUUUUCGGUGCGGUGACGAACGAUUUCUUUCAUACUCUUAAAAUAUGAACACGGUUUGAGUGUGCUGUGAUUUUUACUAAGUGAAAAGAGACUCAGCUGUUGCAGUGCACUGAAGAGGCUAAUUACCGGCUAGGCUAAUUGGCGGGCCGGCGUUUCAUGAAGUGCGAGAGGCGGACGCCGCAACAAUCAAGCGGCGCUAGUCCCGGGAUCGGCACACAAAUGUUAGCCAUGGACGUCACCAAGGAGGCACGGGCGUCACCAAUACCCGCCGGCGCUCAGGGCGCCACGGCCGCAUCCACGCAGCCGCCGCAGCCUCAGAUCUGCGCGGGAUGCAGCAAAGUGAUAACCGAACGUUAUCUCCUGAAGGCGUUGGAUCAACUGUGGCAUGAGGACUGUCUAAAAUGUGGCUGCUGCGACUGUCGGCUCGGUGAAGUCGGACACACGCUGUAUACACGAGCGAAUCUCAUUCUAUGCAAGCGAGAUUAUUUGAGGCUCUUCGGCAACACCGGGUAUUGCGCCGCAUGCAACAAGGUGAUUCCUGCGUUUGAGAUGGUGAUGCGUGCGCGCAGCAAUGUUUAUCACCUCGAGUGUUUUGCGUGCCAGCAGUGCAAUCAUAGAUUCUGUGUCGGUGAUCGCUUCUAUUUGUGUGAGAACAAGAUCUUAUGCGAAUACGAUUACGAGGAGCGCUUGGUUUUCGCAAAUAUGGCGUACAAUCCGCCGCCGCUUGCGCAUCUAAAGAGACAAACCACUCAUCUACCCCCACCACCGGCAAACAACGCAAUGGGCGGAUUGAUGAACGGCUCAAGCCGUUCCGGAGACCUCAACAACAACAUGUCGGGCUCUUCCCCUGCGGCUUUCGCACCCCCACACCUCAAACCCCUCGGCCUCUCUGCGUCCAGCUGAGACUAUCGCGUUUGAGACACGGCUCAUCCUUACAUCAAGUAUCAAAACUGAGCGAGUUCUGUGAAUUUGACGCUCUUUCCGAAUAAAUGUUCAGUGCUUUUGACAAAUGUGACUGACAAAAUAUAAACGUAUGUGACGAUUGAGUGAAGAUAUUUCCUUUAUAAAUGUUCCAUGUUAAAAGGCAUAGCGAGUUCGAUUCUUUUGUCUACAUCGAUCGAAUCUAUUAUAUUAGCUAAUAUUAUAAUUAUGACUAAUUGACAUUUCUAUUAUGGUAAAUGUAGUACUCGUUUGUAACCAUGCUUUGGUAAAAAUAUCUUGAACAAAUGAGUCUACAUAUGAAAUAUUUGACUUUAAUGCUUCUAGGCAAAUGAAUAUUCUGUUACUCCAAUAACGUGACAAUUAAACUUCUAAUUGGACGGAAUAGCGUUUAGUGAUCGAAUAGUUGUUACAAAGAUAAUGCCAAAAUCGGAUUAGACAAUUCUAAUUUUUAUGUGAAUGAUGUUAGAUAGACUUUUUAAAAUAUAAUGGAUUUUUAAUCUCAUAAGAUGAUCUCAUAAAGCAAUCUCGACAUAGAAUAAUCUUUUACGAAACUAAAAUAAAGGUCCGAUUUAAAUGAAACGUAUAAUAAUUACGCGGGAAAGACUGCUUUCUGGGACGGGUUUCAAGAGUAAUUAAUUACAUUAAGAUGUGGUUUCAUCGUAUUUUAAUGACUUUAACUCUGAUAGAAAUAAUUAAAUUUAGUGUAUAUACGAUAUAUACUUUCAAUUGUUCUAAGUAUCGAAAACAAGUGAGCACAAUGUGUGUGGUAAUAAUUUUUUGUAUUGAAUUUUUUUUUAUAAUUUUUAUUAUACGAUUAUAUUUUCGGCUUGGCCAUAAAUAAAAUUUAUUUUACCAUUAAACGCUCGCCAGAUUGUUAUUUCGUUUUGUAUAUUGUAUAAUACCUGUUAAGUUUAUCAUAAACAUUGUUAUAAUGUUUGUAUUAUUUAUGUAAAUAAAAUGUAAUCAUAAGUAGACUUAUUGUAUCUUACAUUAAAUAACUAUACAUCGGUGUAUAUUAAAUAUAGAAAAAUGUGAAAAUAAAUGUUGAAUAAUUUUUUUGAAUUUAAUAAUAAUUCAAAAUAGUUCAAAGUUAGUUGAUUUAGUGAUAUUUUAUAUCAUCCUCGUAUUGUGUACUAAUUUAUAUUUCCGCAUUUACGUAGGCGAUUCUCAUGCAUUCCUAUAUAAAAUGUUGCUAACAAGCAAUUAACACAAUGUGUCAGAUUCUUUUCAAACCAAUGAUAUGACCAAAGAAGUAGCUGAUUAAAUCUUGUUCCAAAUGAA
Messenger RNA from Nymphalis io (European peacock), 2281 nucleotides. It is a transcript of the gene Bx, whose product is annotated as LIM domain only protein 3. The transcript is spliced from 6 exons. Gene Ontology annotation, biological process: positive regulation of transcription by RNA polymerase II. Lineage: Eukaryota; Metazoa; Arthropoda; Insecta; Lepidoptera; Nymphalidae. Gene Ontology annotation, cellular component: nucleus. Gene Ontology annotation, molecular function: DNA-binding transcription factor binding; transcription coactivator activity. The record is from RefSeq and is a predicted model, not a curated record. Bases 215 to 961 code for a protein of 248 amino acids.